CGGGUUUCCCUGAAACUUACCCGGCCCUGGGGAGGCGCGCGGAGGCUCGGAUUAGGGGCAGGCGCGAGGCUGGCUUUCUCUCGGAGUUCUGAGUCUCGAAUCCGUGGCGGCGGAUUCCCCGUCCGCCCGGCGUCGGGGCUGCGGGAAGGAUGCGAAGCCUGAGCGCGGCGUGGCUGCUGGCGGGUGCCAUCCUGCUGGCGGCCUCUGCCUCCUGCAACCGCACCGCCCAAGGAGCCAAAAGACCCUCGGGAGGAAGAAGUCUUAUUGGUAAGAUUGACAGCUCAUCUCACAUCACUGGAAAAGGAGUUACAGCGGAACGAGGCUUCUCCGUGGAUGAGUUUUCUGCAUCUGUCCUCACUGGAAAACUGACUACCGUCUUCCUUCCGAUUGUCUACACGAUUGUAUUUGUGAUUGGUUUGCCAAGUAAUGGCUUGGCCCUGUGGGUCUUUCUCUUCCGAACCAAGAAGAAGCACCCGGCUGUGAUUUACAUGGCCUGUCUGGCCUUGGCCGACCUCCUGUCUGUCAUCUGGUUCCCCUUGAAGAUCGCCUAUCACAUACAUGGCAACAACUGGGUUUACGGGGAAGCUCUUUGCAAGGUGCUCAUCGGCUUUUUCUACGGCAACAUGUACUGUUCCAUUCUCUUCAUGACCUGCCUCAGUGUGCAGAGGUAUUGGGUCAUCGUGAACCCCAUGGCGCACCCCAGGAAGAAGGCAAACAUUGCCAUUGGUGUCUCCCUGGGCAUAUGGCUGCUCAUUCUGCUGGUAACCAUCCCCCUGUAUGUUGUGAAGCAGACCAUCUUCAUUCCAGCUCUUAACAUCACCACCUGUCACGAUGUUCUGCCCGAGGACGUGUUGGUGGGGGACAUGUUCAAUUACUUCCUCUCCCUGGCCAUUGGAGUCUUCCUGUUCCCAGCCUUCCUCACAGCCUCUGCCUACGUGCUGAUGAUCAGGAUGCUGCGAUCCUCAGCCAUGGACGAACACUCAGAGAGGAAAAGGAAGAGAGCCAUCAAACUCGUCGUCACCGUCCUGGCCAUGUACCUGAUCUGCUUCACGCCUAGUAACCUUCUGCUCGUGGCACAUUACUUCCUGAUUAAAACCCAAGGCCAGAGCCACGUCUAUGCCCUGUACAUUGCCGCCCUCUGCCUCUCCACCCUCAACAGCUGCAUCGACCCCUUUGUCUAUUACUUUGUUUCACAAGAUUUCAGGAACCACGCAAAGAACGCUCUCCUUUGUCGGAGUGUCCGAACUGUAAAGCGGAUGCAAGUAUCCCUCUCCUCAAAGAAAUUCUCCAGGAAAUCCAGCUCUUACUCUUCAAGUUCAACCAGUGUUAAAGCCUCCUAUUGAGUUUUCCAGGUCCUCAUGGGGGAGUUGUACAGUAGGAUGCGGACCUGCUUAAUCUGAUGGGGACGUGUCUGUUAUUGCCUCACCAAGUGGGUCUCACCACAUACCGUGUGUAUGUGAUGUCUUUCAGGAUUGCUAGAACCUUCCCUGUUUGCAUGGUAAAAGUCCCCCAAAUUAACACAGAUGUCAGUUGCAGAAUUCUGCUAUGCAGAUGCUCCCAGAGACUGAACUAAAGAAGCAGACAUUUCAGAAGGGGGCAAAAAGACAGAAGCCCAGUGACUUGUAAAAACUAGGCUUGGCAUGAAGACUAAGUUCCUAGCUGAAACUGUAUUUCUUUUACAUCUGGGGUCAAUCAUAGCCUUGUUAGGGCCUGAGGGCCCUCGGAGAUAAUCAGUUCAAUUGAUUGACUUUAUGAAUGAGGAAACUGAAGAGGUGAACAAGCUGCCCAGAGUCAGGUUUCCAAUCAAUAGCAGUGAAUUUGGAUUGGACAGUAGAAUACGAAUGUUCAGUGAGCCGGGUUUUUGUACCACUUCAUCAGAAUCAUUCUGGCCCUUGUUUAAAAUGCAGAUUCCUCAGAUUCAGUAAUGAAAGCUCAGGCUGUGGGAACAGGGCCCAGGAAUCUGCAUGUUACAAGCCUGUGUGAUGUUUAUGCACCAAAGGUUCAAGAACUACUGAUCUAAGUGCUGUUUCCGCUUGACAAGGGGCCAUGAUAAUUUCUGA
Messenger RNA from Lemur catta (Ring-tailed lemur), 2060 nucleotides. RefSeq names its product F2R like trypsin receptor 1 (gene F2RL1). Gene Ontology annotation, biological process: positive regulation of Rho protein signal transduction; thrombin-activated receptor signaling pathway; phospholipase C-activating G protein-coupled receptor signaling pathway. The coding region runs from base 150 to 1343 and encodes 397 amino acids. Gene Ontology annotation, cellular component: membrane. The transcript has 2 exons. Gene Ontology annotation, molecular function: thrombin-activated receptor activity. The record is from RefSeq and is a predicted model, not a curated record. Lineage: Eukaryota; Metazoa; Chordata; Mammalia; Primates; Lemuridae.